AUGGAUUUUUUACGGGUUAAGCGAUUAAGCGAUAUCUCACCUCAUAUGAACCAUAACCGAUAUGGGAGGUUUGUUAAGUUCAUUUUGUUUUCUGAUGCAAAAAAAGUGGCUAAUAUCUUUGUGUUGUGCUGUGGUGUAGCGUUUUCAAUAUCUAUAAUUAAGGCAGAGCAAGCAAUUCUGCAAUGCCUCAAUGUUGCAGCUAACGCUCCACAUUGGCCUAUUGGUGUUGAUGCAUUAUCAGCAAGAUGCAGUAAAGACUUGGAGUUGAAUUUUGCUAAGUCAUAUAAUCAGCUGCUUGGAGCAUUAGUCUUAAAGAAUUAUAAAAGGCAAGAUGCAACUUUAGUUAGUUGGAAUUCGAUGUACAUAGUAGAUUAGAUGCAAAUUUAUACAUUGUAAGAAAUAGAAUUGUAUGACAUUAAAUU
This is a messenger RNA of Lactuca saligna, 422 nucleotides long. The record is from the annotation of a GenBank genome assembly. NCBI's taxonomy places the organism in Eukaryota, Viridiplantae, Streptophyta, Magnoliopsida, Asterales, Asteraceae.